UCAAUGCACGUUGAAUACACAAAGUCAAAAAUAGAUUAUCAAUAACAGUUGACGAGUAGUGUAUUGGUGAACGGUCUAUUAUUUUUGUGGUAGUGAUUUUACCGUUAGUAAUUAAUGGUCGUUGGAUUUAAAAAAAUAACUGUUAUAUAAGACAUUUUUUGUUCGUUAAAUAUUUAAUCGAAUAAAGCUCAGAUAAAAGGUAACCACGAUUUUCACGAGAAUGUCAGAACCCGAGCAUGUAGACAGUAGUUCUGAAGUACUUCUUAGAGGAGGAACCAAACCUAAUAAUUUAAAUAAUUUUUCGAACGGUAGAUCAACUGGUGCCAUGGAAAAAUAUUCGUUAGACUAUCAAAAUUUGGAAAUGGAAUGUAUAAGACUUCGGAAAUACUUGUUUGGAUUGACGGCAGUGGUUGUUGCCGGAGGGCUUAUUUUAGUGGUCACAAUUUCUGUACUUUUUGGAAAACUCAGCCAUGAUUUGGUCAAUCAUUCACAUCAGCCAAAAGUGGGAGAACAAAUCGCUAAAAUUCUCGAAACAGAAGAACUGUGUGUUCCUUGUGACAGUGUUAGACUAGGGCCUUCAGAAGACGAAGAUAGGAUGCUGGACGCUUUUAUUCGCAGAAGUAAACCCACCGGUGAAGAAUGUUGUGUUGAAAAACCAAAACAACUCUUAGCUGUCUUAGAACUGUUUAUUGAGAAGAGACUUCGAGAAGAAAUGGCUAGAGGUACAAUUCGGCCAGCUCAUCAGUCAACUCACUCGAAAAAUGUUACUUAUGCUGCACAUCUGAUGGGAUAUAAUCGUAGAAAUGAACAACCCGGAGUGCCUGGAAAUCAGUUUAGUAUUCCAAAGUGGAUCUACAGAGAAGACUUGGCGUUUACUAAUGCUGUAGACUAUCGCAAUGGCCGACUAGUAGUUCCUGAGGAUGGAUUAUAUUAUGUCUACUCUCAUGUAUCGUUUGCAGAAAAUUUUGGACACAGUAGUUCCCUUGAUGCUAGAUCAAACUCAAAUAGCCUUUCUCAUUAUCUUUAUAGAUAUAAUAUUAUAUAUCGUAACGGCGGCGAAGAACUACUGCUGAUGAACUCGUUAACCAAAUGUUGGGAUGAAAAUAAACAGUUCGGUGAAUAUUCCAGCUAUUUAGGUGCUUUGUUCAAAUUAAGAAGAGGAGAUGAACUUUUUGUGAAAGUGUCAAAUUUGACAAUAAUUGCCACAAACCAUAAAAUUAAUACAUUCGGAUUUUUCCGAGUAGGGGACUUUCUUUGAAAGGGGGAAAUUUUAUAAAAGGAUAAAUCCGUUCCAAUUUUUGCAUUUAAGAUGUGUUCAGUAAAGUGGACAAAUAGAAUUUGAUGACAUCAAUUAUUUCCCCCUAAAAAUGAGAUCAUUAAAAUAUAUGCCUAGAUGUCAUAGGAGGUUAAGGAUUAAAAUAUAUGCCUAGAUGUCAUAGGAGGUUAAGGAAACUGCAUAAUAGGCAGUUUGUAAGGUUUAUACUCAUGAAAAAAAAAUCAGUGCUAAAAUGUAGGCAAAGUUAGAUAGUUAAUGAUCAGUUUGAAAACUGCAGAUAUUUGUAUUUCAGACAGAGUACAUUUUUUAAAUGUACUUACAGAGCUUGGGUUUCCCAAGAAAUACGUUUUGCUUGAUAUUGGUAUUUGUUUUGUUUAGUAUAGAAUGUCAUUUAAAAUGACAACUCGUUUCCUAAAAAUACAUUCCAAUAAUAUCCCCAAGAGAAGUAUACAGGUUUUCAGAAUAAGAAUAAUUAAUUUUAAUAUCAAACAUUAUUUUUUUUAGGAUUUUUUCCUUAUGGCCAUUUUUUUCAACGGUAUCAUGAAUAAAUUGCAAUAUUUGAAGUAAACAUACAUUAGCUAUAUUGUGAGAAUGUGAAAUAUUUAUAUUUAAUAUCAUUAGAAACUACAACUUUCCUAUUAUUCAUGUCAGACAUUCAUUGUUUUCCGGACCAGGAAUUUUCCCUUCAAAUCUUUUAACCACAUGAUUGAUAUGUUUAAAAGUUGUUUUUUAAAGAUGAUGUCUUAUUUUGAUUUUUGUAUUGUGAAUUAACAGUUAAGGUAUUAAAGAUAAAUACAUAUUUUUAGAAGAACAAUAAGACCAUUGUCAAGUAGAUAAAGCCUAUUUCUGUUUGAGAUAUAAGACUUUUACUUUUCUUGGACUAUACAUGCAUAUAUAUUGUGAUUGUAAAUAUUUUUGUUAAAGUGCUUUAUACGAAUGAAAGAUGGGAAAUAUAAGAUACAUUGUUUUUUUUAAACAAAAUACAUACAGUAGUAUGUUAUAUGUAUAGAUAUGUGUGUAAUCCAUUGUCCAACAAGCAUGCUCAGAUGUGCAAUUAACAUUUUCUUAUGAACUUGUAUGAAAGAAUAAAUAUUAAAGUUCAUUAUAUGUGUCAAUAUAAUAUUUAAUCCUUUACUUGUUUGUUUUUACAUUUCAACAGCGUUAUAAUUAGUAACUAAGUUUAUUUAGUGUCCGUCCAGUGAUAGUGCUAAGACAUGUUGUCUCAUUUGAUAUACCCUAGAUUUGCAUUGAUAACAAGUCAAUGGAUAAUUUUAAACUGUUAGGGAGAUAAAGAUUGUUUGAUUUAUAAAUCUUAAGUUAUAAGAAUGUUUUUCAAUUUAAUAUUUCCCAAGAAUGCAAGUUAUGCAAUCGUUUUUUUUAGCAAAUUUAUUCUAUUUAUAUAUUAUUCUGCAAACUAUUGAAAUAGAUAAAGUGAUAUUGCAGAAUUAAUAGCACAAAAAAAAAUCAUUUGUUUUAAUGUUGAUUGUUAUAUCACCUCAACUCUAUCAGUAAUAUCAUAAAUUUAAGAUGUCACUUUUGUACUCUCAUGUUUAGUUCUUGUAACGAGCUGUUUUUAAAGAACAGGUACAUAAAGUUGUUCGAUUUUAUAUCUCAUACAGCGAAAAACUGGAUCUUUUUUUAAACUGUUAAAAGAACUAUUUGCUCAUUUAUUCAGAAAUUUAUUGAUAUGUUUUAUAUUUUGGAAAAAAACUGCAUUAUUAAUUUAAUAGCUGAUCUAUUUUACACUCUUUGUACCAAAAUUUCAGAAGAAAAAUGUUCAAUAUUUAUAUAUCUUUAUGGCAUUGUCAGUUUAUCUUCGACUUGUUAAUUUGAAUGUCAAUUUUAGUUUUCUAUUGCAUCUGUCUGAUAGAUAGAAGUUUCUGCUGUCCAAAAUUGCAGUAAGCAGUCCAAAUCUUGUCUUAAUUUAUUUCAGUAAGAAGGAGUUUGUACUUUAAAAUAAUGUUAUCAGUAAAAGUCAUUUCUUACCACAUGUAGUUGAAUAUAUAUUUUAUGAUACAAAGAUGUUGAAAGUCUGUGACAAAAACUAAAUUAUAUUGAUUUGCCAUACAUAUAUUCAGUACAUUUACUUUCCUUGCAUACAAAUGUAUCAUAUUUAUAACUUUAUCUUAAAAAGAAUGAUCAUUUAUAUACAUGUAUUUUGUAAAUCAUUAUGAAGGCGCCGGGCCAUUCAUUGUAUGCUUCAACUGGACCUGUUUGAAAUAUGUAUAAAUAUGUAUAAAUGAUAUCGACUUUAAAAGUCGCAACUGUGAGAAUGAAUGUAUGACUGGAUUACAUGUAUAUUUCAAAUAUUUUUGUAUGAAAUAAAUCGUGUUCAUUAUGUA
Mytilus californianus (California mussel) is the source of this 3618-nucleotide messenger RNA. RefSeq names its product tumor necrosis factor ligand superfamily member 6-like. Bases 221 to 1258 code for a protein of 345 amino acids. Gene Ontology annotation, cellular component: membrane. The record is from RefSeq and is a predicted model, not a curated record. Lineage: Eukaryota; Metazoa; Mollusca; Bivalvia; Mytilida; Mytilidae. Gene Ontology annotation, biological process: immune response. The transcript is spliced from 4 exons. Gene Ontology annotation, molecular function: tumor necrosis factor receptor binding.